AAUAUUUAAUUAAAUAAACACUCAGAACUGAUUUUAUUCCUCAACACACACAUGCACAUCUUGCUUAAACUAUUGAUUAAUGUAAAUUGAUUUGUAAAGGACGGAUGGAAUCAUUUUAUGUGCGAAUCUUAACCGCAGUGGCAACGCGCUGUAUUCUAUACAACGCUGCUGUAUAAGUUUAUCGUAAAAAAUUAACAGUAUUUAAUAAAAUGAUAAGAAGCAGUGAUAUAUUAUUAAACGUUCGACUGUGUUAUUAUGGUGUUGCUAUAUCUCAUCUUGUGUUUGCUGUUAUCAUGAUCAUACCAAUCGACAUGUCACAGGACGAGGACCCGAGAGUCAGUAUCUACUCACGUGUAAGGUGGAAAUUAAUCACUUGUUGGUUUAAUUUGAUGAUGCUGACUUACUUCCCAAUCGCUUUCUAUUGCGAUUUGAAGGAGAAGCACGGCGAGUGGGAUACGAAACGCCUAAGACGUUUGAGAAAGUUUCGAGAUUAUUUUAUGACAAGUAUAAUAUUUCCAACUACAAUGUAUGCUGAUAUUUCUUUCUGGACGCUGUGGAUGAAGGACCCAGAAUUAAUAGCUCCCAUGGCUGUAUUCAAGUAUUUGCCAUAUUGGGCUCAGCACUCGUUGCACACCGUGUCAGGGAUCGUGGUAUUAAUGGACAUCCUUCUGCUUCCUCGGAGAAGACCAACUAACAUGAUACCUGGCCUAGCCCUGAUGCUGGCUUUCUGCUCUGUUUAUGGUUGUGUACUCGCAGUCAGUCAAUUCACUGGUGAACCAGUGUAUAGUUUGUUUGAACUUUUCGGCUGGUUAGAGGUCAUAAUGUUCGUGGCUAUCACGAUAACUGUAUAUAUGUUCUUCCAUUUCCUUCAGUGGUAUAUUGUCGAACUAAUUUGGGGCAAAACGUAUGAAGAGAAUAACAAAAACACUACAGAAAAAAAAAACUUAAUUGAUAAAGCAAAAUAA
Vanessa tameamea is the source of this 965-nucleotide messenger RNA. Its product is annotated as androgen-dependent TFPI-regulating protein-like. The record is from RefSeq and is a predicted model, not a curated record. The transcript is spliced from 4 exons. Bases 210 to 965 code for a protein of 251 amino acids. NCBI's taxonomy places the organism in Eukaryota, Metazoa, Arthropoda, Insecta, Lepidoptera, Nymphalidae. Gene Ontology annotation, cellular component: membrane; endomembrane system.